CGUUGUUUAUCAUUCUUUCAGUCAAGUCGUCAAGUUUUCUUGAAUCGCAAAAAAGACGUGACUGAAUUUAAAAUAGCAAUGAACAGAAGCAAAUCCAAACGUAAAAUGAAGUUUAGGUUAUUCAGUCGUGGAUUUCGUUUCUUCACUGGCAGACGGAAAUUAUAUAAAAAAAUGGACUUCUCGGAUCCGCCUGCUAAGGCGUCAUUCUGCUGCGAAGAAACUGUCGAAGGUGCUCCGCCGACCUAUGCAAUGUACGAGGCUUUAAAGGAUUCGUGUCAGAAUAAUGCUACCUACUUUCAACCAGAUGAUAGUGAAAACGGACAAAGACUAUACCAGGGCUUUAUGACUCUUUUAGAUCACAUAGACACCGUUUGGCCUCUUGUUGAUCACGUUCGUAAGGUAGCUCCACUAUACGACUUCGACGCUAAAGCUCCGGGUAAUGGGUACCGGAGCUUCGUUUCCGUCGUCGACUCUUGUGUCUUACACGGACUCAAACUUAGCCGCCAAGUGUGUACUGGACGAGACGCGUUGCUAUUUCGAAAAGGCUACUUUGUUAAGGAGGUAGAAUCAUGUGGGCAACUGCUAGCAUCGUUGGGUACGUGUUUACACCACCUCCAGACUUUACUCUCGUGGGCAGCGCCAGGGGAAUUGUUUCCCACUGAACCACACACACCAGAGGAGUUGUUCUCACAGGCGGACCCAAUAAAUCAAUACUGCUUUUAUGGAAGAUGUCUAGGAUUUCAGUUUCUUCCAUCAAUGCGUGGUAUACUAAAGGGUAUAUCCAUAUGUAUGGCUGGUUUCUCCGAAGCGUACUACAGUCACGGUAAUCUCAUUAGUUCCGUUUGGACGGGAGGGCAGUAUUUAAUAGAUCCAGAAAUGCGCGCAAGGCGUAUUGUAAAUAUCAGUCAGUCAGCUAGUGUGGAUUUCUGCAAGGCGUUUUGGUUUUUAGCAGAGAGUGAAAUAAUGAAACGGGUACCAAGUUUAAUGUCGUCGACGGUGGCCGUCAAUAAAUUAAUAACGUUGCCCCCUGAACCUAUAGCCGUGACUACGAAGGAAGGGAAAGAGUUGACGAUAUUACCCCCUGAGAUGCAUAUAGGCCUACAAGGACUUAAUGUUAGAUUGAUCAGCGUUAAUAAGAGAAAUGGCAUGGCAGGUGAAGGAUCCUCUACCCUCCCGCCAGCAGAGGGCGUAAUAUUUCACUGCCAUGGAGGAGGCUUCGUCGCCCAGAGUUCGAAAUCUCACGAAACUUACUUAAGGGAAUGGGCAGCUAAACUUAACAUGCCCAUACUAUCAGUGGACUACAGUCUAGCACCACAGGCGCCUUUCCCAAGGGCAUUAGAAGAGGUCUUCUACGCUUAUUGCUGGAUGAUAAACAAUUUUAAAGAAAUUGGAACUACUGGUAAACGAAUUGUAUUCGCGGGUGAUUCGGCGGGUGCGAAUCUAAUCGCGGGCUGUACGCUCAAAAUCCUGGAGGCCGGUCUACGACCCCCCGAGGGUCUGUUCAUGGCGUACGCUCCCUUACUCAUCAGUUUUGUACCGAGUCCUGCAAGACUUCUUUGCUUGAUGGAUCCCCUACUGCCUUUUGGAUUCAUGAUGAGAUGUCUUAAAGCAUACGCAAGUCCAAACGCAAGAGGUAAAGAAGAGAAACGCUCGAGUAAAGAAAACAGCACAUCAAAUGCCACAACGCCUAUUGAAGGAAAUGGUUUCCUGAAAGUUAGUCCAUCACAAGAGGGUGUGAGUGAGGGCCCGUCAUCUUUCGAGGAGGUGUCCCCCUCCGACCUGGCGGAGCUGCAAGCGCACAAGUCCGGCAGCGAGCGGCGCCAGUCCUCCGACACCACCAUCAGCGCCGCCUCGCUCACCAGCGAGCACACCGCCGCAGGUAUAACACCAACGGAGGACAAGUCUCAACAGUACGUAUCGGAUUUCCUCGAUCGAUACGUUUUUGAAAGCGACACAGACUCGGAAGGAAGGCGGUUCCCAGUCGUUAAACCAAACAAGAACCAACGUUCCAGAGAACCGGAAUCGGAAAAUUCGAGUACUUUGAUAGGUGAACCACCAUUAAUACAAGACGAGGAUCAAAAAGACAAUAAAAAAAGGAUAAAAACACGUAUAAGUGAAGCGGCCACGGGUCUAAUGGGCGCGAUGUCGUCUCGGCUGGCAUAUAUCACUGGUUCUAAUAGUAUAAGGCCGUCACAAGAAGAGCUAGCAGUGAGGUCCAAUUUUGACGCCUUAAUAGCGCGCAGUCCGUCCGAUGAGUUCAUCUUCUCCGUUCCCCGCGACCCGUUUCUGUCGCCAUACUGGGCAGAAGACAAACUACUGAAAAGAUUUCCGCCUGUAAGGAUACUGACCGUACACUUGGACCCAUGCCUGGAUGACUGCGUGAUGUUUGCCAAGAAACUCAAGGGUCUCGGCAACGAAGUCGGUCUCGAUGUGUUAGAAGGUUUGCCUCACGGAUUCUUAAACUUUUCAUUGAUGGCCAAAGAAGCUCAUGAAGGUUCAAACUUAUGCGUAGAACGUAUAAAACAAUUGCUCGACUUAGAAAAUCAUGCAAGUACGCCUGAUAACACGCAGUUAUGAAUGUGUGGCCUUUGCGGUAUUAAUAGAACUUAGGCUUUAAUGUGUGCCUGAUACAGAUUAUAAAUCUAGGCAAAUCUCAAAAUAUAGCUAAUGCUCUGUUAAUUUUAUUAAUACUCUUUAAUGGUUUUUUUUUGAAAAAACAUACCUACUUGUUAAAUGUUAUUUAAACUCGUGUAUUAUUUAUUCAAAUAUGCUUAAAAUAUAAAAGUGGUGUAAUGUUUUCAUGUGUUUUAUGAGUGAAAUAGUAAAUAAGUGUAUAUGUAUGGCACUAAAUUUAGUUAUUUUUAAACAAUUCAAAAAUCAUAAAAUAGUGAACGCUUUAUUUUUAAUUCGGCAAAAGACAAGACUAUACCAAAAAUGUUUAUAAAUUUAUUUAUUAUCUUAGUUAACUAUUAUUAUCAACGUUGUCAUGUAAUUUGUUAUUGUAGUAAAUAACACGAACAUAAAGUUAUGGUACAUUCAAGGAGGACCAGUUAAGAUGGAGAGUAAUUUGCUUGACAAUGAAAGUAUUUCGUAGCAAAUAUUUUUUUGUAUAUAAAAAUAAUAAAUUAAAAAACCUAAAACAUGUUUUAUGUCGACAUAAGCAGCGUAUAUCUCAUACAAUGAUACAAAAUCCUGUUAUUAAAUUUAACUAAUCUAUUAAAUAAAGUUCAAAUUCUAUAAUAGAAAGUAAGAUGUCGACUUAAUUAAUUGUAAAUUUUUGUCUUACUUUUUUUAAAACGUCUUUCUGGAUCUCGUCCACAACUUCAACAUAUUUUAUACUUAACAGUGUUACUAGUUUAAAACUUUCAGUGUCGGUUGACUAUCUAAGAAAUUUCUUUAAAUUAAUUUAUUAGCUGAUGUAGACAUCACAGAUUUGUAAUUAGUUAUUGAUAGAUUUAUCCGUAUAAUAAAAAUUAAAAUAAUAUUUCAAAUUGUAAAGUUACCUUUAGCAGUAGAGUUAUUCCGAAACACGUUAAAUCUAGGCCAAAAAGUUGGUAACAUAUUUAUAGUAUCUUAGUAAGUCGUUCUAUUUCUGAUAAAUAAUAUGGUCGCUAUUAACAUGUGUCUAUAAAAAUAUUGUAAAUAAA
This is a messenger RNA of Melitaea cinxia (Glanville fritillary), 3647 nucleotides long. It is a transcript of the gene Hsl, whose product is annotated as hormone-sensitive lipase. Gene Ontology annotation, cellular component: cytosol. Bases 79 to 2577 code for a protein of 832 amino acids. Gene Ontology annotation, biological process: cholesterol metabolic process; triglyceride catabolic process. The record is from RefSeq and is a predicted model, not a curated record. Gene Ontology annotation, molecular function: sterol ester esterase activity; triacylglycerol lipase activity. Lineage: Eukaryota; Metazoa; Arthropoda; Insecta; Lepidoptera; Nymphalidae. The transcript has 16 exons.